Molecule: messenger RNA, 405 nt
Organism: Leptonychotes weddellii (Weddell seal)
Lineage: Eukaryota; Metazoa; Chordata; Mammalia; Carnivora; Phocidae
Product: reactive intermediate imine deaminase A
Cellular component (GO): cytosol; mitochondrion
Molecular function (GO): deaminase activity
Source: RefSeq, a predicted model, not a curated record
UCUUUGAUCAGAAAGGUGAUCAGCACUGCGAAAGCCCCGGGGACCACUGGUUCCUGCAGUCAAGCCGGGUGAGUCGACCGGACCAUUUACAUUUCAGCACAGCGAGGCGUGGACCCCUCCUGUGGAUAGCUGGUACCGGGGGCAGCAGAAGAAGCCAAACAAGCUCUUACAAACAUGGGUGAAAUUCCGUCAGCUGCAGGCUGUGACUUCACCAAUGCGGUAAAAACAAUUGUUUUGCUGGCUGACGUGAAUGACUCCAAGACUGCCGAUGAAAUGGACAAACAGCCCUUCAAGAGUCGUUUUUCUGUAAGAGCUGCUCACCAGCUUGCUGCUUUGCCCAAAGGAGGCCACGUGGGGACUGAAGCAGUGGCUGACCAAGGACCUUUCACGACGGCAUCGCUCUAA